Molecule: messenger RNA, 1581 nt
Organism: Penicillium olsonii
Lineage: Eukaryota; Fungi; Ascomycota; Eurotiomycetes; Eurotiales; Aspergillaceae
Source: the annotation of a GenBank genome assembly
AUGAUCUCCAAUCUCACACUUCUCCGCAAGAUGGCCACUUCGCGGGGUAUUCAUACCAGUGCCCUUUGCCGCGCUCGAAUUACCCUUGCAUCUCCUCGUCUUGCUUCUGCAUCAGCCCGCUCACUGUCCAUCAAUUGUCGCAAAACCACUCCCUACAAUGGCCGACCCUCGGCAAUUCGGAGCACCUCAACGGAGCAGCUGCUACGCAAAGCUCAUAGCAACCGGUCAUCAUUCUCAACAUCGUCAUUCCAUUCAUUACCAGACUCAGACUGGGAUCAUAAUCCGAACUUGUCUAUCUCCAACUUCUCGGAACUUCCCUCCAAGGACUUCGGCGUUAACCAGCACAUGAUCAUAAACCAGGAGUUCAAGGAGGCAUUGCGCAUGAUUCUUUGGCAGUUCAAGGCGCCUAUUCGAUAUGCGUUUGCCUACGGAUCUGGAGUGUUCACGCAGAACAGCAGUAGUGCUCCGACCAGCUCGUUGCACCCCUCGGCCCCCACGGCCAUCAACAAUAUGCAACAGGGCUCCGGUAAAAUGAUUGAUUUCAUCUUCGGAGUAUCAUACUCCCAACACUGGCAUGACUUGAACUUGACGCAACAUCGCGAUCACUAUUCGGGUAUGGGCUCACUUGGGUCGUACAUGGUUUCUCAAGUGCAAGACCGCUUUGGCGCUGGUGUUUACUUCCAUCCUUAUAUAACCGUUAACGGAACAAUGAUCAAAUAUGGUGUGGUCAAUCUUGACACGCUAUGUCGAGAUCUCACCCAGUGGGAUACCAUGUAUCUUGCUGGCCGUCUGCACAAGCCCGUGAAAAUCCUCCGGGACCACCCGAAGGUGCGAUUGGCAAACCAAGUGAACCUACUGUCCGCUUUGCGAGUUGCACUCUUACUGCUUCCAGAAAGGUUCAGCGAGUUUGAACUAUACACCACGAUUGCCGGAAUGAGCUACAUGGGAGAUCUGCGCAUGGCCCUGCCGGCUGAGGAUCCCGGCAAGGUACGAAAUAUUGUCUCGGGGCAAAUGGCACACUUCCGCCGCUUGUAUGCGCCCCUCAUCGAGAACCUACCCAAUGUCGAUUUCCAGGACCCGCGAUGCAGCCAAGAAGAUUGGAUUGAUGACCCGAACGCUAUUUUGGCCAUGGCACAGGACAUGGAUCCGAUCAAGCGUGGCAACAUGGUUCGUCGCCUGCCUGAAUCUUUCCGACAAAAGCUGUACUUCCAGUAUCAAUCUCGCUAUCAGAUUCCUCGCGUCGACUUUGAUAAAAUGAUCCAGGAAAGCAAGGACUCGGAGGACAUCCUUCGCCGUCCCCAAGGUGGUCCCUUCGAGAGACGAAUUGCCGGAGAUGACUCCCUUCAGGAGCAGGUCGCCAAGUCUAUUGAGAAGACAAUCCGCUGGCCCAGCACUGUUCAAACCAUCAAGGCACCUCUGACAGCAGGUCUUGGCAAGAGCUGGACCUACUUGAAAGAGAAACGCGACAAGCACCAGAAGGCCCAGAAACUCAAGGCUUCCGCAUCGGAGCAGCCCACUGCAGCCAAAAAGCCUGCUAAGGAGGCCGAGGCCCCUGCGACAAAGGAAGACAAGCAGGAGUAG